Morone saxatilis (striped sea-bass) is the source of this 3311-nucleotide messenger RNA. It is a transcript of the gene stk35, whose product is annotated as serine/threonine kinase 35. Gene Ontology annotation, cellular component: autophagosome; cytoplasm. The record is from RefSeq and is a predicted model, not a curated record. The transcript is spliced from 3 exons. Gene Ontology annotation, biological process: autophagosome organization; protein autophosphorylation; peptidyl-serine phosphorylation. The coding region runs from base 203 to 1492 and encodes 429 amino acids. Gene Ontology annotation, molecular function: protein serine/threonine kinase activity; ATP binding. Lineage: Eukaryota; Metazoa; Chordata; Actinopteri; Moronidae.
CAUUUUGUUUACGGAGGUAAACUAGUUCCUACAGCUGGACAGCCCGUGGCACUUCACUCGCUCUCAUUAUUAACAGCAAAAAGCUGCAAACUGUUGACAGGCUGGCGUUUAACCUUUCCUAGCGACAACCAGGCAGACGGCAGGACGUCAAACUACACCAGUUUCGAGUUAAAGUAAUGAAAGAUAAACACGUCCUCCCUUCAUGCUUACUUUCAACAAAAAAGAAGUUAUGGAUAUUUGCGACGGGAAGAAAAGGAGAAAGGUAAGCGGCGGUGUGCGGGGCUGCAGGCGGAGCGUGGCCGCGAAGAUGAAGCGCGAGGUGGGCAAAGUGCUCCGCUCCCGCACGGUGGAGGACAACAAUUACACGGAGCCUAUGGAGGAGGACGACGACGACGACUGCUUCUCCAUUAGCUUCCUCCGCAGUGACCGGCUGGAGCCCGCCGUGGUGAUGGCUCCCCGGUACAGCCUACUACGGGAGGUCGGUCGGGGCAGCUACGGUGUGGUGUACGAGGCUAUAGCCCGUAAAACAGGGGCCAGGGUGGCGGUGAAGAGGCUCCAAUGCGACGCCCCGGAAAACGUAGAGCUGGCUUUGGCCGAGUUCUGGGCCCUGACGAGCCUGGAGAACAGACACCAGAAUGUGGUCCAGCUGGAGGAGUGUGUCCUGCAGAGGAACGGCCUGGCCCAGAAGAUGAGCCACGGGAACAAGAGGUCCAAACAGUACCUGCGACUGGUGGAGACGUCACUCAAAGGGGAGCGCAUCCUGGGUUACCCAGAGGAGCCGUGUUAUCUCUGGUUUGUCAUGGAGUUCUGCGAGGGCGGGGACCUCAACCAGUACAUCUUGUCCCGCCGGCCCGACCCUCACACCAACAGGAGCUUUAUGCGCCAGUUGACGAGUGCUGUGGCUUUCCUGCACAAGAACAACAUUGUCCACCGUGACCUGAAGCCAGACAACAUCCUCAUCUCACAGAAAUCUGGUUCGCCUGUUCUCAAAGUGGCCGACUUUGGCCUCAGUAAGGUUUGUGCCGGACUAAACUCCAAGAACAGUGAAGACCUCCCUUUAGAAGGAGCAGGUGGCAGAGGCAGCGACCAGAACAACAUUGUCAACAUAAACAAGUUCUGGUUGUCGUCUGCAUGUGGCUCGGACUUUUACAUGGCCCCUGAGGUGUGGGAGGGCCACUACACAGCCAAGGCUGACAUCUUUGCCCUGGGCAUCAUCAUCUGGGCAAUGAUCGAGCGGAUCACUUUCAUCGACGCCGAGUCUAAGCGGGAACUGCUGGGCACCUACAUACGCCAGGGCACAGAAAUCGUACCUGUCGGGGAGGCUCUGUUAGAGAACCCCAAGAUGGUUCUCCACAUUCCUCAGAAGGCCAGGAGCUCCAUGUCUGACGGGGUGAAGAAACUCCUCCAGGACAUGCUCGCAGUCAACCCUCAGGACCGGCCGGACGCCAUCCAGCUGGAGGUGCGGAUGGACCAAGUCACGUGCGCUGCGUGACAGCACCCAACUUCCCAAAACCUCUCCUUUUUUAACUCUAACCAGUCAAAGAAGGGACCCCUUUCAUUCCCAGCUUUGUUUACUACAUGGACAUGGACUCCAGUGGAAAAAGGGACUCUGACAAACUGAACUGUGAAGAAUCCACAAUCAUAAUUUGAGCGGGAUGUAAACGGACUGGCUGAUGAUUCCAAAACCCCGGAUCAGGAACAGUAUGCAAAUCAGACCACAGUGCACUUCCAGCACCAUCCAGUUACAAUCAGUGUCACCACGGAGCUGAGGAUAAUGCCAGUGUCUCUGAGAGCUGACUGGAUGUAACAACCAGGUUAAUGACAUUUGUUGUUUUAUAUUUGUUGGUUAUUUGUUCCCAACAGCCCCAGUUACAGGCCUGCUCUUCCUUAACAUUUGUAAUGUACUCGGCUGUGGCACAGGUUACCCUACUGGACUAUACCAGUGUUCUAAGGUCAAAGCAUGGGCCGCCUAUCAUUCUACUGAUGAUACUAUGAACAACAGACGACACUACCAGUUUUUCCCUCCCACAAUGCCCCGUACAAUCUCGUGCCUUAAAGAUGAUUCACAGAAGUGCGAUUGGAUCUUUAAAUUAAAUGAUAUUGUGGGUAACAGAAGAAGCUCAAAUACCAAGACAGAAACCUCAUGAAUGUAGGUUUCUGACCAAUGAAAUCUUUUGCUUCCAGUGAUGUCAUACGUUGUAAACACAAACGCAGGCUGCAAUAAUGUCAAGUGAGAAUCAGAAUCAUUUCGGUGCCCUUAUCUCCCCAAAAAGAUUUUGUUUCAGUUUCAUGUUCGCCCAUGUAAAGCAAGUUUACAGGGAUAUUUCACAAAUCUGUGCCACACUCCGGAGGCAGAGGCGGAACAAAUGUGAAUAUUAUCAGUUUUAUUAUGUUGUUUUGAAGGUGUACUAUAGAAUUCACACCUUUUGAAGCAGCAGGCCUGCGUCGACUCCAUACAAUACUGUGCAUGUUUAACCAAACAAAGUCCAGCAGGGAAUUCAAAACUGGUUUUACUGGAGUUCCUGUUGAAUCCAAAUAGCACCUGUUGGACAAAUUGCGUAUAUCUGUUUAGUAUUAACAUGUUUGAUAAAUUAAUGUAUGACCAAGAAACAAUCAUGAUCAUUUGGUGGGGGGUUUUUUGUAACUUUUUACUGAAUGUUUUUUACAUUGAGAGUGGCAUUUGAGGACUCCUCUUAAAGACAUUGAAAUAACUCUUUUGUGAAUACAAUUUAUUUGAUCAAGUCAGUGCUUACAAUCUGUCAUUAAGAGAUACUGAACAUUGUUCUGUACUCUACCUUUUAAGUUUUAAGGUUUCUGACUGGUGUGAUAAUGUUUAAUGGCUUCAUUUAACGGGAACAGCCCGACACCUCAGCAGUAUUGAGCCAUCUUUGGCUGAAUCUUUCUUCAGUGUCUGAUUUGGGGACUCUUUGAAGAUUUGCCAUCUGGAAAUAAUCCCCAAAAGCAGUCAUGGAAUCCUAACUGUCCCUUCCUUCCUUCCUUCCUCCUUCCUUCCUUCCUUCCCCCUCUUUAUUGAAGUGCUUCAAACCGUUUGCAGCGGCACGUAAUGCUGUGUAAAAGACACGCAGGCAGUGGUUGGUUGUACCCUACUAUUUGUGCUGUGAGAAAGUCAUGGCUAGUUUGUGCUCUGAUUCAUGAUCCACUACAUGUGCAUCAUUAGGCUGAUCCACAGGUGAGGUGGUACUCGAAGCGACUAGGAUUUCCAGGAAGAUAGAAAUAACAAAAAGUUAAGAAAAAAGCAAACAUAGAGGAGUUAAAGCAUACAGUGGUGUAUUAUAAAACUGUAUGUUCCA